Dracunculus medinensis (Guinea worm) is the source of this 1956-nucleotide messenger RNA. The record is from the annotation of a GenBank genome assembly. NCBI's taxonomy places the organism in Eukaryota, Metazoa, Nematoda, Chromadorea, Rhabditida, Dracunculidae.
UUGAAGAGAUCUUUAUCGUUUUCUGUAUAUGUUAAAAAAAAAGGAAUGCAGCUGGAUAUUGAUUGGAAUGCGUUGGAACAGCAAAAAAGCUUUGGAUUCGAUUUGGCAGAUAUUGCUAUAACAUUCAGCAGUGAUAAUAAGAAAGCUUUUAUUGUGUCUCAUAGCGAUGUUAUUGGUAUUGAUAUCGAAAGAGGAUCGCGGCAACAGAUUUUUCGACAUUCCGAAUCAGUUGUAUUCACUUAUUUCGAAGAUACCGCAAAACUAAUAACAUACACAGCUAAUGGUUUACGGUAUGAAUGGAAUACCAAUUAUGGUGUCGAAUUGUGUAGAAAGGAUCUCAAUGUCAAAAAUCUUUUCUCUUGUUAUCAUUGCAAUAAUAGCGUUAUCGUUUUGGACAAAAAUGAUUUUCACGAGCUAAAAAUAAAACAAAUUUUGUUGAAUGAUUUUUCGGUAAAAGUUUUACUGAAGACUCCUCCACAUAAUAUUCGACGUUCACAAGUAGCAUUAGCUGAUGAUUAUUUAAUUGUUGCUGAUGGCCUGUACAUUAUUAAGUACUGUUACACUGGUGGAGUACAAAAAUUUAAAUUCACUGGCAAAAUAACAUUUAUGGAUCCAUCGCUAGUAGAAUUUGUAAAUGUAGUGGCAAAAAAUGGUCUAGUCGCCGCUGCUCUUUCAUUUGGACGUGUUUUUGUUUGGUUUGUUGUGCGCAAUAAAGAAAUCGGAACCUAUUUUCAGUCAAUACAUUGGCACAAAUCUGCUCCGUGUUUAGUUUUGACACCAUCUGGCUCUUUGGUUACUGGUGGCGGUGAAGGUGUUGUCAAUAAAUACAAAUUAUCGAAAACAAAAAGCGGCGAAAAAGCAUUAUUUUUGCCUCGACUGCAAGCACCAGUAUCCAAGUUAAGCAUCUCAAAUGAUGGGUCAAUUUUAGCUGUCGCUCUUGUCGACAAUUCUGUUCAUUUUGUUAUCUUAUCGACAAUGACUGUUCUAUCCUCUGCACCAACGAUUUUAUGUUCUCCACAAGGAUCACUUAUUCCGCUAACAAUAGAUCCUCUUUUCCCGGAAUAUUUGGUUUAUAGCGCACGACCUGGAGUUAUACAGUGGUUUGAUCCAACCACGCUGUUAACAGUUGCUGUGGCUGAUAUUUCAAUGCAAAAUCCUAUUGAUGGUUCAAAUCCAUCAUAUCCGGAACCUUUUGGAUUUAUUGACGUAUGUGCGAUUGCAUUAUCAAAAAAAAUGGUAGUAACUGCGGAAUGUUCUGUUAAUUUUCCUAUUCCUCAUAAUCGCAUUCAGUUUUGGCGGCGAAAAGAAGAAAUUGGUGCGCUUGCAUUAGAUUACUCGUAUACAUGUGGAAACAUUCAAAUAGUUAUUAUAAGAGGCAGUUUAGAUGAUGAUCUAUUUUUCAUUGCAGAUGCAAAAGGAUGCUUUUCUUAUUGGAAGAGAAUGGAUAAUGAACCAGCGAAAUGGUAUCAUGGUUCAAAAAUGCAUUGGAUGCAAGCAGAAAUUAUUUGCGCUUCACAAAUUUGCAAUUCUUUUAUAUCAUUAAUUCACAAAUUGAGUUGCGGUAACAGUGUUUUGGCAGUUUGGGAUGUAAUUCAUCAUCAGAGGAAAGCGAGACCAGUUUAUAUUUAUGAAGGCGAUUCUACUCUUGUUGCUUCAGAAUGGUGUGCUGCACCUAAUUCUCAUUUACUUUUAAUAGUUACUAAGGCAUUUAUAGCCACAAUGGAUUCAUAUUCUUUCGCUUUGAUCUGGGUUGUGAUUGAAGCCGAUCUUGACAUUGGGAUAACUUCUCACUUUUCCUUUAGUUCUUCGCCACAAGGAGAGCUUACUAUAUUUGAUGCGAAAUCAUCCAAAGUAUUUAAGCAGAUAAAGCUAAAUGGUUUGCCGAAAAAUGUUGUGGCUAUAUGUAAGGAUGAUGAUUUUAAAAUUGUCGCUGUAUUCGAAAAGGUUUAUAUUUAA